This is a messenger RNA of Closterium sp. NIES-67, 3257 nucleotides long. NCBI's taxonomy places the organism in Eukaryota, Viridiplantae, Streptophyta, Zygnematophyceae, Desmidiales, Closteriaceae. The record is from the annotation of a GenBank genome assembly.
UCUGUGCCAUGCCUUGGCACUUCAUUUACGGUACUUCCAACAAUCACAUAUGGCAAUGAGUCCCUCACAAGUAGCCCACAGUAGCUGGUUGUUCCUGUCCAUUUCCUAAAUUCCGAAACUUCAGACAAUCAUAGCAUUUCGGGAGAACCAUCCAUACCGCGGCCGGCUACGAUCACCACCAUCCAUACCGCGGUCAGGGAUGAUCGCCACCAUCCAUACUUGCCAGGCUCGUCACCGGGUUCACCAUGCUUCUUCGACUUCGCCCCUCGAGCUCAGCGAUCAUUAUCUCUUUACACCUCCGAGCCGUAAUUCGUUAGCGAAGUUCCGGCAUGCCCUUUUCCCACCGCUUCCACACCCAAGCGCCUCGCAGCAUGCACGGGUUGCGGCGCCGUGAGGACAGCUGGGGUGCAGCUCUGGUAUGCAGUGAAGAGGGCUAUGGGCAGAUCCGUCGCUGAACCAUUUCGCGGUAGAUUCUGGGCCAAGGGGAAUCCAACAUGAUCAUCCACGGUGGCGUUCCGUUCUUGGGAGCAUCCCGAAGGUUCCCUGAGGCUCCGUUCCAAGGCUCCACUCUAAAGGCUCCUUACCGAGGCUCCGUUCCAAGAGGCUCCUCACCGAAGCUCCGUCCCAAGGCUUCAUCCCGAGGCUCCACCCCACGCCCAUACCACGCCCUCGAACACGUUUGCUCGCGUUGCGAAUUGCCAUGGGUUCGUGCGCGGCGUUUCUGCGCGGCCGUCGACUCCCUCCCGUAUGGGCUGUGGCGCAAGUUGAGGCGCCGUGCGGAGCUCUGGCGCAAGUUGAGCCGAGAAUCCAGGCGAUGCCGCGGAUAUGGGUGCGAGAUCUCACUCGCUUUGGUCUUUGGAGCUGCUCACUGGCGCAGCAUUGCGCAGGGGACCUUGAAGAAUCUUGAAUCUCGAAUCUUGAAAUCUUGAAGCGUGGUUCUAGAGGCUUCUGUGAGUUCCCCUCGUGGGAGCAGUACUCGCAGUCGCGCGCAGGGGAGAGUGCUGUGAAGGACAGUCUUUAGCAGCGAAGGAGGCAGGGGGGAUCCAGCAGCGGAAAUUCGGCAUCGGGAGAUCCGUCAGCGGGGAGUUCGUUAUGGCCUCUCCUCCUUCCGCCAGCGCCACUGUGGCCCUUCGCACCAAGGGCAACGCCUUCUAUGCGAGCGCUUUCACCGAGGGGAUCGACCCCCUUUUGAAGCGCAGCCGCCUGAAUGUGGCUCUAUCGAAGUACAGGGAGGCCCUGCGCCGCCACGUGGCGGAAUCUCAGCCGUCCGCGGAUGAGCUUUCCUCGUUAUGGAAGAACAUCGCCUUGGCCUCAUCCACGCUUGCUGCCAGCCACACAGAGGCUUAUAAAGCGUACAAACCUCCUGUGAUAGACGCUGCUGCGUCUGAACGCGUCAUGGUACGAACCCUGCGCCGUGCUGUGGAGGAAAAGGAGUGGGACUAUAAGGAAAUCGAGGAGCGCUAUAAGGAGGCUGUCAAGGCGUUCUGCCUCGCUCUGCUCUUUGGCAGUUGUGAGAUGCGGAAUAGCAAUACCCGAUCCCGACAAGGCGCCACUGCUGGCAAUAACAGGUCAGCAAAAGGCGGCGUUCAGGGAUCCUUUAGGGGCGGCGGCGGCCGUCCGGCACGCAGCGCUCCAGCCAAGCCCGAGGAGUGGCAGCAGAAGGUUCUGCAAAGCUUCAACAAUAUGAUAUCCGAAAUCGCGAGUUUCGCGGCGUUUGCCCGCGCUAGCAGCAGCGGCAGUGGCAGCGGUGGUGGUGGGGAGUGGCAGUGGCGGCGGGAUAAUGUGCGUGACAGCGGGGAGCGGCUGCUGUGGGCGGUGAUGGGUGAGUUCAGUGACAUGCGCGCACGGGACAGCUGGAAGAAGCAUCUCGGAGUCAAGGACCCCGACCGAGUUGAUUGGAUAGCAACCUCCACGCGCCACGUGGAGGCCUUUGCAGCCUUCCACGUGGCAUUCUCUGAGUUCCUCCUGGACAAGGGCACAUCCCUCCUCACCAUGAACCUCGCCCGCUGCUCGCACUCCCCCCAGCGCACCCCCGGGACAACGAUCAACGCCAGCAGUGGGGGGGCAGAGAAGAGGGCAGCGCCAGGGCUGGUGGCCCAGAGGGAGAGCGCCCGGUGCUUUGCUGAGUGCGAGCGCCCGCUGCGGCUGCUGGCAGAUGCCCUGGAGACACUUGCGAGGAAUGUGGAGGGCAAUUCAUGUGGUAACCAGUCGGUUACUAAACCCGCCCUCAAGGCCCUGCAAAAGCAAGCCAAGGAGCUUCAUCGCGCCCGCUUCGCCUGCAGUUGUCUGUGCGAGUCAGUUGAAACCCUCGUCCGCGCGACAGCACUCUAUGCACGAGCAGGAGCGGGGUCAGGGGGCGGCACAAACAACAACACGGGCGGCACGAACAAGAACACGGGUGGCGGUGUGGCCGGCGGUGCUGACGUGGCGCUGCUGUGGGCGGCAGUGGAUGGGUUCAAGGAGGCGGUGGUGCUGACGAAGGAGCGCCACAUGGACAUGGAGGCGUACGCGCUUAGCUGGCUGGGGCAUGUGUAUGACGUGGCGCUGCAAAUGGACGGCAUUGGCCAUCGCUACCACCAGCGCGCCGUGCAGCUCGUGCUGUCUGCAGUCAAGACCCACCCCAGCCUGGCGCGCUCCCCCUGGUACUCGGCGUCAGUGCGCGCCAUAGACCGUCACCAAGCCAAGAUUGUAAGGCAAGAGGAGCAGCGGCGGGAGGAGGAGCGAGAACCGCUGCUCGUUAAAAUGAAAGGGGAGCUCGAGACACUCUCCAAGACUGCUGAUACCGGGUGGAAGGCGCUUCUCACGCACAUUUACGGCAAGUACCCGCCCAAGAGUGGGGACCACAAGUGCCCGUCGUUGAAUGUGGACGAUGCCAAGGUGUCGCUGCGCACGGCCAUUCUGCACUACCACCCAGACAAGAACAGUGCGCACGGCAGCAGGUGGAAGAUCCUGUGUGAGGAAGUCACCAAGUACCUGAAUGACAAGUAUGCCGUCUUCACCUGCGCUUGACCCUGAUCUGUCUCAGAUUGACUUGGUUUAGCUUGUCUGGAACAUGCGUGGGAAGUACUCUGGUCUGAUUUGGUGCAGAGAGGGGCUUGUGACUUAGUGAGGUAGUGCUCCCUGCUCGUGACCCAUCAUGCUUUGACCAAAUCCUAGUAUCCCUUGGGCAUUACUUUCCCCUGUGGGCCGUGGGCAUUGAAGCCCAAGACCUAUGAAAGUAUGUGGGUACCUUGUUCCAGAUAUGACACAAGAACACU